Molecule: messenger RNA, 922 nt
Organism: Elephantulus edwardii (Cape elephant shrew)
Lineage: Eukaryota; Metazoa; Chordata; Mammalia; Macroscelidea; Macroscelididae
Product: sodium/potassium-transporting ATPase subunit beta-2-like
Exons: 4
Biological process (GO): sodium ion export across plasma membrane; intracellular sodium ion homeostasis; potassium ion import across plasma membrane
Cellular component (GO): sodium:potassium-exchanging ATPase complex
Molecular function (GO): ATPase activator activity
Source: RefSeq, a predicted model, not a curated record
CUGCGUUUCGCUUGGGUUUUGUAACAAGCCGUCUAUUUUUGCACCUCUUUACGCUCUGCUUCUAGGCGGUUUGGUGGUGAAGCCGCAUCCGCACCUCCCGGCCCCUUUUCACCCUUCCCUGCUCUGACAGCCCUGGUUUCCAUUGCAGUCGGGGGGCCUGCGGUCGGUGCAUCCUCCGCUGCGCUGCCAGCACCCCGUAACGUGUGGCUCUACACCUCCGAAUUCGCAGCAGCUGCAGAUCAGAGGCGGGGGGUCUCCCUCGGCCCCGCCGCCUGUGCUCCGCGCGCGGUCUGGUGCGUGGGGGGCUUCAGUGCGCGGCACCCCCGCUUCUCCGCAGCCCCCCGCCUCGUACUCGCCCGGCGCUGCCAAGAUGGUCAUCCGGAAAGAGAAGAAGAGCUGCGGGCAGGUGGUUGAGGAGUGGAAGGAGUUCGUGUGGAAUCCGAGGACGCACCAGUUUAUGGGCCGCACUGGCAGCAGCUGGGCCUUUAUCCUCCUCUUCUACCUCGUCUUCUAUGGCUUCCUCACAGCCAUGUUCACACUCACCAUGUGGGUGAUGCUACAGACUGUUUCUGACCACACCCCCAAGUACCAGGACCGACUGGCCACACCGGGCUUGAUGAUACGCCCCAAGACUGAAAACCUUGAUGUUACUGUCAACGUCAGUGAUACCGAAAGCUGGGACCAGCAUGUUCAGAAGCUUAACAAGUUCUUGGAGCCUUACAAUGACUCCAUCCAAGCCCAAAAGAAUGAUGUCUGCCGCCCUGGACGCUAUUAUGAACAGCCUGAUAAUGGAGUCCUCAACUACCCUAAGCGGGCCUGCCAAUUCAACCGGACCCAGCUGGGCGACUGCUCUGGCAUCGGAGACCCCACUCAUUACGGUUACAGCACUGGGCAGCCCUGUGUCUUCAUCAAGAUGAACCGG